GCAAGCAACAAAAUAGACAAAACUAUAUAUGAAGGCCAAUCUUCCAUGCACCUCACAUACAAAGAAAAUCUCUCUUCCAUGGAGUCCAUGAAGCUCUCCCUUCUUCUUCUCUCUCUUUGCCUCGUUGCAUGCUCGGCGGUGACUAAAGAUUUCUCCAUCGUUGGCUACUCGGAAGAGGACCUGACAUCGCAAGGGAGGCUGAUCGAUCUCUUCGAAACCUGGAUGGCUAAACACAGUAAGUCCUAUGCAGACCUCGAAGAGAAACUGAGGAGGUUUGAGAUCUUCAAAGACAAUCUGAAGCACAUCGAUGAGACAAACAAGGAGAAGAGCAGCUACUGGCUGGGGCUGAAUGAGUUUGCAGACAUGAGCCAUGAGGAGUUUAAGGAGAAGUAUCUUGGACUGAAGCCUCACUUGCCAAGUGGAAGGGAUGCCGCAUCCAAGUCCUCAAAGCCGUUCGUGUAUGAGAAUCUCAUGCUCUUGCCCAAGUCGGUGGAUUGGAGAAAGAAGGGAGCAGUGACCCAAGUGAAGAACCAAGGGGCUUGUGGGAGUUGCUGGGCUUUCUCGACGGUGGCGGCAGUGGAGGGCAUAAACCAGAUUGUGACGGGGAACUUGACGUCGCUUUCUGAGCAGGAGCUGAUCGACUGCGACAAAAUAUUCAACAACGGGUGCAAUGGGGGGUUGAUGGACUACGCCUUUGCGUUCGUCGUUGCUAAUGGACUCCACACUGAGGAAGACUAUCCUUACCUCAUGGAGGAGGGCAUCUGUGAGGAAAAGAGGGUUGAUCAGAGAGUCGCAACCAUCAGCGGCUAUCAGGAUGUGCCGGUGAACAGCGAACAGAGCCUGCUCAAAGCAUUGGCCCAUCAGCCUGUUAGUGUUGCCAUAGAAGCCUCUGGCAGGGACUUCCAGUUCUACAGAGGGGGGGUUUUUGAUGGACCUUGUGGUACAGAGCUGGAUCACGGAGUGACGGCUGUUGGCUAUGGAUCGUCCACGGGCCAAGACUACAUCAUCGUGAAGAACUCAUGGGGACCGAAAUGGGGAGAGAAAGGGUACAUCAGGAUGAAGAGGAACGUAGGGAAACCUGAAGGGCUAUGUGGUAUAAACAAGAUGGCUUCUUAUCCUACAAAAAAUAAAUGAGAAGCUGAAGUUUACUCUCAAGGAUGAUUCUCCAUAACCCUAUCGAGAUUAUUAAAUCUUAUCUACAUUCCACUUGCUCUCAGAUGUAAUCUUAGAAUUUAUGGGAUGAAUUUUAUUGCACCAGCAGACCAUGAAUUUCGAUUGGAUGUAAAGCACCUAUUAUCGCAUAGCAUGACCUGUAAGUUCAAAAAAUAUGACAUCAUUAAGUAUCAUGAAUAAGAAAUGAGCAGCCGAGGGCAUUGGCAGGGAUAA
Molecule: messenger RNA, 1386 nt
Organism: Phoenix dactylifera (date palm)
Lineage: Eukaryota; Viridiplantae; Streptophyta; Magnoliopsida; Arecales; Arecaceae
Product: cysteine protease XCP1-like
Biological process (GO): proteolysis
Molecular function (GO): cysteine-type peptidase activity
Source: RefSeq, a predicted model, not a curated record